Messenger RNA from Macrosteles quadrilineatus (aster leafhopper), 5964 nucleotides. RefSeq names its product cationic amino acid transporter 2. The transcript has 14 exons. Gene Ontology annotation, cellular component: plasma membrane. Lineage: Eukaryota; Metazoa; Arthropoda; Insecta; Hemiptera; Cicadellidae. The record is from RefSeq and is a predicted model, not a curated record. Gene Ontology annotation, molecular function: amino acid transmembrane transporter activity. Gene Ontology annotation, biological process: amino acid transport; transmembrane transport. The coding region runs from base 103 to 2496 and encodes 797 amino acids.
CUGACAGCAACUCUGUGGUGCUCCUCACAUAUCGGUGUGUUUCGCGAGUGGACCUGACAGUGUCAUGUGUAUGUAGCCCGGGUGUACCAUCACCAGCACAGGAUGAAGCUGCCUAACUUGAAUCCUGGGCUCUUCCCCACUGGGGACUACAGGAAAGAUGGCCUUAACUUAUUCGCUAAAUUUAUUAGGACCAAAAAUAUGGAAUCUAUGCAAGAAGAGCCAGUUAGUAAAACGAAGAAAACGAAGGAUGGAAAACUAAAAUUGACGAAAUGCCUGACGACACUAGACCUGACGUCGCUGGGUGUAGGCAGUUGUGUGGGGACAGGCAUGUACCUGGUGGCUGGUAUGGUUGCCCACAAUGUCGCAGGGCCCGGGGUCGUCAUCUCUUUUAUCAUCGCCGCAGUCGCCUCUAUAUUUUCAGGUGCUUGCUACGCAGAGUUCGGCGUGCGAGUGCCCCACACCACAGGGUCCGCUUACAUGUACAGUUACGUCACCGUGGGUGAACUCAUCGCCUUCGUGAUCGGUUGGAACAUGAUCCUCGAGUACCUCAUAGGCACGUCGGCCUGCGCCUGUGCCCUCAGCGCCUGCUUCGACGCCCUCACCAACGGCCAGAUCAGCAAGACCAUCGCCAGUGAUGUUGGCACAUUCUUUGGGCGGCCACCAGACGUGUUAGCGUUUAUCAUCACACUGCUGAUGAUGGUGCUGCUGGCUGCGGGAGUGAAGAAGUCUCUCAUCUUCAACAACAUCCUCAACGCUGUCAACAUGUCUGCAUGGGUGUUCCUCAUGACUGCUGGGCUGUUCUAUGUUGACACUAGCAACUGGACCCAACACAAGGGGUUCCUACCCUUCGGUUGGUCAGGGGUGUUCACAGGAGCUGCAACAUGUUUUUACGCCUUCAUCGGGUUUGAUAUAAUCGCCACAACCGGUGAAGAAGCUAACAACCCUAAGAAAUCCAUACCCUUGGCAAUAGUCACAAGCUUAGCAAUAAUAUUGACAGCUUACGUUACAUGUUCCAUGAUGUUGACUCUUAUAGUGCCGUAUGAGCAGGUUGACCCGGAUGCUGCCCUCGUAGAGAUGUUUGGCCAGGUACAAGCGUACAAGUGCAAGUACGUGUUGGCCAUUGGCGCUCUGGCAGGGCUCACGGUGUCCAUGUUCGGAUCUAUGUUCCCCAUGCCCAGGAUUGUCUACGCAAUGGCACAGGAUGGGCUGAUAUUCAAGCAGUUGUCAGCAGUGUUGCCAGUCACUGGGACUCCAGUCAUAGCUACUUUCAGUUCUGGAGUGGCCGCUGCUUUUGCCGCACUUAUUAUACGACUGGAGGUAUUGGUGGAGAUGAUGUCUAUUGGUACACUGUUAGCCUACACACUGGUGUCUACUUGUGUGCUGAUCCUUCGCUAUCAGCCUCACUCCACCAACCUGAUAGAGCUGCUACCAGAAUCUCUACGGACACCGAUCAAACAAUCUCCGACCAAGGAGAACCUCUCUAACGGACAGGUAACGUAUGGUAACCAGUUGGCUCCAGAUAUGCUGAGGAAUGCCCUGGGAAGUGUAACUCAACCCCCACCUCCCAUCCCAGGCCCUCCCAGCUCUCAGAGGAUCAUGGUGCGAAGAGUUACUAGGAGUUCCCCUGACUCAGACGACACGUUCCCUGGAGAGGAGUCGGAAGAGGUGUCAAUGAGGGAUGACCAGUUCUUGGUGGCUGACCGCAGUGAGAACAAGUUCUACGGCACUGUGAGGGGUGGCAGCACACCUGCAGGGGCCGGACCAAGCUUGGGCAACAUUGGGCGUCGGCUGCAGGCAGCGACCUACUUGUGUCCAGCCAUCUUCCCCUGGGUGGACACAGGUCCAGCCACUGAAGAGUCGGGUAUGUUUGUCAUGAAGAUGGUCGGUCUCCUCUACAUCCUCAUCUUCAUCUUCGACCUCACCAUCGUGCUGGGGAUGGGUUCUGACUCCAGCAUUGUCACAUACAUCAUCCUCAUCUUGUUGGCUGCCAUCAUCGCUGUACUGCUAGUCAUCUCUAGGAAACCACAAAACAGAAAAACGCUGAUGUUUAUGACUCCUGGGCUUCCAUUUGUUCCUGCUAUUGCUAUCAUGGUCAACAUAUAUCUGAUCUUCAAGCUUUCGAUACUAACACUAGUUCGCUUUACAGUUUGGAUGGUUAUAGGUUUUGGUGUCUACUUUUACUACGGCAUCAAACACAGUACACUUGAGGACGAGGAUGAUUCCCAGAACAUAGAGUUGUCGGUGACGACGGAGGUGCCGCAACAUCACACAGCUCCUCCUCAGCCUUCUCCCGAUCCCUAUGUCCAGUCUUGGGACCCAGCCCCCGCAUUCAACCUCCCUCCUGGCACACUACCUGCCCCCGCUGCCCCCUCCAGUACAAAACCUUCCCCUGCUGCCUCCGCUCCAGCCCCUGCCUCUACAGGUUCCUCUCUCAAUGUACAAGCUCGCAAUCCACUGUUCGUCUCCACGUCGCAGUUCCCCAAAUGGGACGACUAAGUUGCCUGGUUUGUUACACAAAUGUUCUAGUUUAGUUGUUAGCUGGAGGAAGACGAUUUGCCAGUUUCUCAGAUAAACAUGGAAAUGUUACUGUCAGUUAACGUCAGUUUAUGGUGUAGGUUAGUUUUCAGAAUGUUUCAGAAGUAGAUUGUAGAAAAUUUUGUUUAACAGUUUACAGGAGUAUGUAGAUUGUGUAUAUUUGAAAUUGUACAAAUUUUAUUUUUGUUUUUCCAUACUGGAUCUUUUUCUCUCUCAGUUCAAAAACAUUUUCCAAUAAUAGGUAGCACUACAGAAACAUUGUGUUGCAAUGUCAUUUGUAGACAAAUUGUUUCUGUUUGUCUUAGAAACUGGACAUAUGUAGCCACUGGCUGCACAAGACUGACUUCUACAAGGUCUUAGGGUUACAGGUCAAACCAACUAAGAUUAAGUGCGUUUUAGAGAUCAAAGUAAAAAUCAAUAAUCCAACUUAAUUUGGGUGGUAAUCUUUGUCUAUAUGUACACUACUAGGAAAUAGACAUUCUAUUUUCUGGUUAAUCUAAAAAAGUUAAGUAUGCUGAUGUAAACCUGGUAUUCUGUUUUCAACAAACUGUAAGGUUAACUCAUUGUAGCUAUGUCCCCAAUAACUAUCAUAUAGUAUGAAUAAAUAUACAACAGUCGUAAUACAAUCCAAGAGGGACUCACUCAACUGUGUUUCCUUUGAGUUGAAAAGCUUGAUACAUCUGGUCUACUUCAGUAUCCAGAGUUGAACACCUUAUCUUAGUUGGCUUGCUCAGUAUCACAGCAACUCCACUAGAAACACUUUGAGGACCAGACUUAAUUUGUUGAACCUGUGUACAUACUGUAAAUACACUGGAAGUAACAUGUUAACUUAAAAUCGAGUUAUAAUUGUUACAUUGAAUAUGUAAAUACACAAACCUCGUUUCUUGUUGUUUGUUAAUUCCCUGUUGACAUAGCUAUUAAAACUGUUAAGGUUAUAACAAAAAGUUUCACUGGAUUGUGAAAUUAUUCUAUAAAGUAUGUUAAUGGGUUGAAAGUAACCAGCACAAAUGCCAGUAGUCCAAAAGUUAUGAAAUGGUUACUAGAAAUAGAAAAUCAAUGUUUUUCUGUUUGGUUAGACAGUACAACACUGUAACAAUUCCAAAGAAUCUAUGAUAUAUUUGAUAUAUCUUGGUAAUUUACAACAUUUAUACUGUGAAAAAGUAAACAAAAACGAUAUUGAUUCUAAAAUUUGACUUUUGAAUGGGAUUCAAUGAAGUUUUAAUUGAAGUUAAAUAAGUGGAUGGAAAUUACAUUCUAUUUCAGCACUUACUUUGUAUAUAAUGUUUUAAUUUUUUAAACCUAAGAAAAGCAAUCUCUGAUGGUCCUCAAAGUGUUGGUCUUCACACUUUUAAUUCAUGACACACAUGUUUAAGUAGUUGUAUUAGUUACAUAUAUAAAUAAAAUAUGUACAUUUAACUUCAGCUCUUGAUGUGAUACAGAAAACAACCCCGAGAGAAAAUAAAGUAUUUAUUUUCAACUAAGUUCGUUGACUUCAUAUAAGUGCUGUUUAACACUCAGCAACAGGUUUUGUAUUUUUUAAGUUUAAUUAAUAAUUUUUAGGCUACUGAAUUAGGUAUUUUGUUUGCAGCAGUUUUUGAUAUAUCACUCUAAUUUAAUUUGGACAGAUUUAAUCUGAACUGUUGUCUAAAUCGAAAUAAAUCCAAACCAUUAAGUUUAAUUGAAAAAUAAAUGGAUGCAAUUUGAAGCCACAAGUUAUUGGAUGCAAAAUUAGUAUACUACAGAAUUGUGUUUUAUGUUAAAAGGGAUACUGCAAUAAACAUCAUUGUAUACCAAACAGCGCUAGACAAACGGUGUGUAACUUGUUCCCUUAUCUAAAUUAGGGAAAAGGUAAAUCGUUUGUGCGAGUCCAAAGCAAUCAGAUUCAAACAAACAUGAAGGAGUUUUCUGUAUUCUUUUUAGUCAAAAUGGUUUAAAUUUUAACAUAAGUGGUCUUAAAAUACUGAUUAUUGAAUAUAUAUUUUACCAAACUUUAUCUUGUAGGCAAAUUAAACAAUAUUUAUUUUGUCAAUGGAAAGUGUUAUAUUUUUAGUUAAAAUAGUUUUCUUGGAUUGCCUUACUGAAAACAAAUAUCAAUAUUAGGUUAGCUACUGAAGAUGAAAUAUACAAACCUUAAGUAGUAAUUAAUUUUCAUACAAACAGAACAUAAGCUAAAAUUAUUUGAUAGGCUAUAGUUUUCUUGUCUUUGGAUUUUACUGCUUUAUAAAGAAUUGAUGCAGAAGAAGGUGUACUUAUGUGGUCGUAAAAACUUGAAAGCUUAUAAUGUACACUGAAGUUGCCAGUUACUAUGUAACCUAAUCAUAUGUAACCUAGCUUGAUGGUAUGUCAGCUGAAUUUCAUAACCCAGCACACUCAACACCUGAAAAAAAAUUUAUGCUAUAGUAUAUAUUAUUUUGUAUCGAAAUGUAUAGAGUAAUAGUUUUAUUAAAUAACCAAACAAUAUUUUUGACAUAGUGGAUAAACUUAAAAACUCUAUAUUUUUUUUAGUUUAAACCAGCAAGUUCUGUGGUCAAAUUUUAGGAUGGUGGUAUACUUUUGAAUAGACUCAAAGUGUCAAAUGUUCCCUUCAAUAAUUAUAACUGUCUCAAUGAUUAAGGUGUGAUCGUUAAUCUGUCAAGUUGUUUUUUCCUUACAUUUUUACUCUUUAAAUAGGAUUUUUGUAAUCUCAAACUCAAUUCACAAAACAAGGGCACUGGUUCAUUUUGAAUAGUGAAUUUAGUUGGGCUCAGUAGCUUAAACAGACACCCAUCUGUAAGUUUCUAGUAAAACGUGACUCAAACCAAAAAGUGAAAGUAAUUGUUCUUUAUAAAUUGAAUAUGGUAGUUUCAUAGUAUCAGAUUAGAUCAUUAUGAUGUAAAACUCACUGAAACAUAUCUUACAGCCUUGAGUUAAAUAAGCUAUGACAUGUUUAGCACUUUAGUAAAAUGUUUAUAAAGUAAAUUAAUAUCGUGAAAUAUAUAAAAGUAUCUCCCCCUCUUCUUCAUUGUUGUAUUUUAAAAGCGAUAUAAUGGAAACAUUUUUGUUAGUUUUCAGGAGGUCUUAAACUUUGACCUCAAAUAAAAAUGUUUUACUUUAAAUUUUAUCGCUGAAAACAGGCAAAAGAGAUCAGGGUAGAGGAGUAAUCAGGAAGUCAAUACAAAAAACCAUUAUGUACUUCAUAAGUCUUAGUUUCAUUUAUACUGGUACUGCAAUUUCAUGAGAUUAUUUAAUUUGGUUGUGGUAUUGAAAAUUAAAUUUAGGCCUAGCCUAAAUAAAAGGAAUAUGAGGAAAAUUAAAUAGCAGGGUUUGCCAGUUAUAAAUAAAAUGUAUAUGUUUUAAGAGUGUAUAACGGGGCUGAAAUAUAGUUUUGGGUCUUAUACAUAUUUAGAUCAGAAAGUUGAAUAAUCUAAAUUGGUAAAUCAGCUUUUAUGA